AUGACCAAGGACAAUGGAAGUCAGCCACUGCGUGAGCUUAAAAUCAGAUGGCCAAAGCUUGAUGUGACUGUUACAGCCAGAAUGCAUGAUUUGAAUACUGCACUUGUGGAUCUUCUGUGGGAUACGCUCCCGUAUCGCUCUCUCCAAACGCAUGCUGUUGUAACGGGUGAUCACCUUUAUCAUCUUGUUCCGUCGGAGCCGUUGCUUUACACAAACCCUGAGCACAAGGUCCCCGACAGAACACAAGAGCCUGAUGGCACUGUUUUUCUUUCCAAGUUUCAGCAUUUGGCUAUAAAGUAUGGUCGCGUGACUGAGCAUCAGCCUGCAGCACCUUGUGGAAACGUUAUUCCUGAGGAUUUGGAGAAGCUCCGCUGCGUUGGAAAUGAGAUUUGGAAAAGUCAAUUUGAGACAAAAGAUCCAAUUGAAGUGAUUCUUUGGGAUGGUGCGACUCCUGAGCCUGGUGUUGAAAGGCUGUCCCUUCGUCUUCAACGCACUGGGGUGACAGAAGAGGUGAAGAAUGUUGUUCAAGAGAUCCACCAAGAGACAGACAAGUCUUGGUCAGGGGUAUCACACGAUGUCCAAAUAAUACAUAGCGGUCGUGCUUCUUCAAAGCCAGGAGCGAAGAACUCUUACUUUGCUACCAUGCUUUUCUGCAACAGUGAGGUUCGCACUCUGGGCUAUUACCACUUAGACAAUAUACUCGAGAUCGCUGUCUCAAACCCUGAGUUUGAUCUCAAACAUCUGAUCAUGCUUUAUCGAAAGCUCGUCUCCACUCCUGCUGAGUUCCUGGGAUACAUCGGCCAGGAAUACCUCCAUAACAGCCACCGCAAAGUCAAUGAGCUUAUCACCCUCCAUGUUGAAAAGAACCCCAAUCAAUCGGACGCUCGUGAGGAUUUGCUUGCCAUGGUGAGCGUCUUGGCGCAGUAUAUCAAUCUGCUCAAUGCCCAGAACCUGCUCAUGUUCCCCUGGAAACACACUGCGGAGUAUACUAUCCCGUGCAACUAA
Molecule: messenger RNA, 1005 nt
Organism: Penicillium antarcticum
Lineage: Eukaryota; Fungi; Ascomycota; Eurotiomycetes; Eurotiales; Aspergillaceae
Exons: 3
Coding region: 1-1005 (334 amino acids)
Source: RefSeq, a predicted model, not a curated record